Molecule: messenger RNA, 1024 nt
Organism: Diatraea saccharalis (sugarcane borer)
Lineage: Eukaryota; Metazoa; Arthropoda; Insecta; Lepidoptera; Crambidae
Source: the annotation of a GenBank genome assembly
UUUUAGGUCCAUUUGCCUCCCAGUGGCGUUAUACGCGUUUAGUCGUAACUCUAAUAAACGCAACGAUGUCGGGAGGAUUAGACGUACUAGCCCUCAACGAGGAAGAUGUCACGAAGAUGUUAGCAGCCACAACCCAUCUCGGGUCGGAAAAUGUCAACUUUCAGAUGGAAACAUAUGUUUAUAAGCGCCGUGCGGACGGUACACAUGUCAUCAAUCUUCGCCGAACAUGGGAGAAAUUAGUGCUCGCCGCUCGUGCUGUGGUGGCUAUUGAAAAUCCAGCAGACGUAUUCGUUAUCUCGUCUCGUUCUUUUGGACAGCGAGCUGUUCUCAAGUUCGCAGCACACACAGGCGCAACGCCAAUUGCAGGACGUUUCACUCCUGGUGCAUUUACUAAUCAGAUCCAAGCUGCAUUCCGUGAGCCACGUCUGCUGAUCGUACUCGAUCCUGCUCAGGAUCACCAGCCUAUUACUGAAGCUUCAUAUGUCAACAUUCCAGUCAUUGCUUUUUGCAAUACUGACUCACCACUUCGCUUUGUUGACAUCGCUAUCCCAUGCAACACCAAGUCAUCUCACUCCAUUGGUCUCAUGUGGUGGCUUCUGGCCCGUGAGGUACUACGUUUGCGUGGUGUUCUUGCGCGCGAUCAGCGAUGGGAUGUGGUUGUAGAUCUAUUCUUCUAUCGUGACCCUGAAGAGAGUGAAAAGGAGGAACAACAAGCUAAGGAACAGGCUGUAGUGGCAGCUAAGCCCGAGGUGACAGUGCCAGUGCACGAAGACUGGAACGAGACCGUCGAACCGGUCGCGUCUUGGGCUGAAGACGGCGCCCCUGCUGCUCCCGCACCAGCGUUUGGAGCUCCACCAGCACAGGAGGACUGGGCUGCUCAGGUACAUGACGAAUGGGGGACUGCUGCUGCUGCUGCUGCUGCUACUGCGACAGGCGCCCCCGCGGCUGCACCCCCAGCUCCGACCCCAUCGUGGGGAGGCUCUACUGACUGGAGCGCUUCGUAAACUUUGCGUUAUAAUCUGUU